Messenger RNA from Coffea eugenioides, 1057 nucleotides. RefSeq lists its product as uncharacterized. NCBI's taxonomy places the organism in Eukaryota, Viridiplantae, Streptophyta, Magnoliopsida, Gentianales, Rubiaceae. The transcript is spliced from 2 exons. Bases 143 to 685 code for a protein of 180 amino acids. The record is from RefSeq and is a predicted model, not a curated record.
UUCUACAGGACCUACGAAAUCAAAAGGCAAAAGUUUCUACUGGAGAUCUAUAACCUGCCAAAAUACUCCCCUGUACCAUCAUCUUGAAGAAUUAGAACAAAGCCAGAAAAACAAGAACCCAAGAAAGAAAAAAAAAAAAAUCAUGGGUUUGAUUCCAAAAUCUGAGCUUUGUAACCUCCCAUUAACACUACUGCUAAUCCUGUUGUUUUCAUCAGUAAUUUUCUCAGUUUCUGGAGAGGCAUCAGAACCCACAGCUUAUGAAAUACUCCAAAAGUAUGGUCUCCCAAUUGGGCUUUUACCAGACUCAGUAACAUCCUACAGUCUUUCUGAAGAUGGGGCUUUUGAAGUUCAUCUGGAAAAGCCCUGUUAUGUUCAGUUUGAUUAUCUGAUUUAUUAUGAAAAGAAAAUUACUGGGAAGCUCAGUAUUGGGGCCAUAACUGAGUUAAAAGGCGUUCAAGUUAGAAGAUUUCUGUUUUGGUUUGAUGUUGAUGAGAUCAAAGUUGAUUUGCCUCCUUCUGAUAAUAUCUAUUUUACUGUUGGGUUUAUAAACAAGAAACUUGAUGUGGAUCAGUUUGAAACUGUUCAUUCUUGCAGAGACGAGACGGCUUUGUGUGGACAGUCCUUGAGGAAUGUUUUUCAGCUGCCAACUCCUGUAGAUGAUGUCCAGCUGCUCAUAACUGAGUAGAUGGUUGAAGAUACUGAGCAGCCGCUGGAGGUACCCUGUAGGCAUAUCCUUUUUACAGUCUUAAGCCCAUCAGGAUUUCCACUAUUGGCCGUGGUGGAAGAUGUACUAUCUGGUUAGAAUAUUAAGAACCUAAUUGUAGAUAUAUAUAUGUAAGCGUAUUUCCUAGCUGACGUUCUUGGUGAACUCGCAAGGGAAAAAUAAAGUCUUAAGUGUACCUAAGAUGAGUUCCCUGUAAGGCUCAUCAACCAGAAGUGUUCCAAAAAACUAUCUAUAGAUACUUGUGGAGCUAAUGGUAUUGUUAUGUUCUAGUCUAAAUGCUUGUUCUUGCUAAAACUCGUAAUGAAAUGUUAUUUGAUGCAUUGGCUUUAGUGA